This is a messenger RNA of Cyclocybe aegerita, 651 nucleotides long. Lineage: Eukaryota; Fungi; Basidiomycota; Agaricomycetes; Agaricales; Hemipholiotaceae. The record is from the annotation of a GenBank genome assembly.
AUGGGCCGAGCCCAUAGAGCGGUCGACCCUUCCGUGCAUUCUGGUCAGGCUUUUAGCUUGUCAGUUUGUCACGCUCUCCAAGAGUGGUUCGAAGCAGAUGACCUCUGCCGCAUCACCUUCAUUUACGUCCUGUCCGCUCUGCAGUGGGAUAUCCAUGGUGUGGCACAUAAGUACAUCACCGAGCUUAAAGUCAGGGUUGAACAUCGGAAGACAGACAAUUCUAUAGAUGCGCUUCGCUCUCGAGCUGCGCACUCAGUCCUGGACUCAUGGGGUUCCACUUUCCAGUAUCCAACUUAUCGAGGCUCUGAAUUUCUAGAGCUUCAACAGCCUGACGGGCGGCUGCUACAGCCAUCAUACCUCAAUGGGGGACCUUGGCUUUCAACCUUUGGACACAGUGUCACUGAGUUCACUCACGUUUGCCGGUGUAUAACUGGCCACGCGCCCAUUGGAGCGUACUACCGACGCUUCAAAAUCAAUGAGCCUCACGGCUGCACUUGCAGGGCUGCUUUGCAGUCCUGUCAGCAUAUUCUCUUUUGCUGUCGCAAUAGAUAUUCUGUACACUAUCCUCGUUUCCUCAGGGAUAUUGCAUCGUUUCUGAAGUACAACCCCACAGUGUUUGGCUUCAACUGGGACCCUUCAGGUGUCAGGUAA